AUGAUACAAAUAACAACAGCUAAUAAGAUAUUUCCACAAAUCAUUACUGAAACACAUAAUCAAACAUUAAAUUUAUCUUCUACAGCUAUAUUGACUUGUCAUAUACGUGAUUUAGGUGAAUAUCAUGUAACGUGGUUUAAAAUAGAUCCAUAUACAUCUAUAUCAUCACCAUUAGUUGUUGGGAAACAAUUAUUUACAACUGAUAAACGUUAUUCAAUAUCAUUUUAUUCAACAUCAAUAAAAGAUUCAUUUUGGUCAUUAGAAAUUUAUCAAAUAAAACUAUCUGAUGAAGGUACAUAUAUAUGUAAAAUUACUAAUCGAAAAGCAAGUGUUAGUAUAUAUAUACAUUUACAUAUACAAAUACCAAUGAUUAUACAUCCUACACAUAUUUAUGUAGAACCAAAUACAAAUAUUAAAUUAAAUUGUAGUAUUUUAAUGAAUGAUAUUGAUUAUAAUAGAUCAUCAAUAACAUGGCAUUUUUUAUCAAAUCAAUUAAAUAAAACAAAACCUCAUGAUGUACAUAUUAAAAAAAAAUUAUUUAAUAAUAUUUUAACUUCACAUUUAAUUAUUAAUCAUGCACAAAUAUAUCAUACAGGUAUAUGGACAUGUGUUUAUAAACAUCAACGACUUACUGCAAAAGUUAUUGUUGAAAAAGGUAAAAUUGAUUGA
Messenger RNA from Rotaria sp. Silwood1, 669 nucleotides. The record is from the annotation of a GenBank genome assembly. NCBI's taxonomy places the organism in Eukaryota, Metazoa, Rotifera, Eurotatoria, Philodinida, Philodinidae.